Suillus fuscotomentosus is the source of this 1399-nucleotide messenger RNA. RefSeq lists its product as uncharacterized. The record is from RefSeq and is a predicted model, not a curated record. The coding region runs from base 165 to 1304 and encodes 379 amino acids. The transcript is spliced from 3 exons. Lineage: Eukaryota; Fungi; Basidiomycota; Agaricomycetes; Boletales; Suillaceae.
AUUUACUUCCAGCGUCACGUUAAUUAGUGCAUCAUGAUUUUCAAAGACCUUCUAGUCACGAUAACAACAUCCACCCGGCGUUAUACCGACUAAACUAGUUCGAGGCCAAGUUCAUCGAUCGCUGAACAGCACAAGUCAUAGCUGAAAGCAUAUUCAAGCGAAUAAUGGACGAAGAUUUCAUGUUUGGAGCUUCAGUCUGGGGUACUACUCUGACACCCGAUGACCCAAUUGCAACACGCCUCGCAAAUAUUACAUCUUUCUCUUCACCUGAAUCACCUGUGCCGCCAUCUCCUGCGCCAUCUCAAGACCGACUAGACGAUUACGAUGACUUUCAUACGCCCCCACAAACACAGAACCCAUCUAUUGCACAGGAAGAUGAUUUUGGUGACUUUGGGGAUUUCGGAGAAGCAGGGGACCUGGAAGGCGGCAGGGGUUUCGGAAACGAUGCAGAUUUCGGGCAGGAUGGAGAUUUUGGAGAUUUCUCAGAAGAUGAUACGUUUCAUGAAGAGCCGAUACCGGGUCCAUCUCAUACUACCUGGGAGCCGCUCACAUUAACCCCCUUACCUUCCGGAGAAGAUCUAGAGGGACAGAUCAACCGCAUCUUGGAUCCUGUAUGGAUAUGGGAUAUCUCUUCGCUGACAACAGAUGAAGACAUCAGACAGGCAGAGGGUGUCAGCCAAAUAUUGGUCACACCUGAAAGUCGCGGAUUAUAUACCAUGCUUCUGGAUUCGCCGCCCCACAUGGAGCCCAUCAACUGGACACGCUCACGCAUUCGACAGCAACAUUUAAUCGCUCUUGGACUGCCCGUGAACUUAGAUGAAAUACUACCGCACGCAAGCGGCAAGCCCCUUCCCCCAUUACAUAUAUCGACAAGACCGAUGUCUGCACCCCCAGGGCCUCGCAAUGGUCCACUGCAGAGUACCCCAUCGUCUAGAACCAAUUCUCGUACAGGGACACCUCGGAUGGGCACUCCACAGCCGUCCACGCGGGCAGGACCAACCGUAUCACAGCUUGGUAUUGGACCCAAACCCCAACUAGAUGAUAAGAAAGUAGAGGAACUACUCAAACUUGAUACUGAUCAAUUAACCCUCUUACCCUUGGCAAAACUUGAACGGUGUUUGAUAGAUCUCCGGACAGAGACAACCAAUACCUCAUCUUUACUUACACACCUUCUACAAACUCGCGAUGCUCUCCAGCAGGACUCGGAGACGUACAACAAAUUGAUCGCAGAAUUAGUAAGUGAGGCGCAGAAGAAUAGUGGCCACAGUAGGACAGGUAUCAAGCGUAGCGGUACUAUGCGUUAAUACAUUUAUCACAGUUUCAUAUUCUGCCAUCAAGAGUCAUAUAGAUACUUCAUUCAAGGUCUUCACAUUCAGAAUCAAAGCACCAUGAGCGAUAU